Ceraceosorus bombacis is the source of this 2766-nucleotide messenger RNA. Lineage: Eukaryota; Fungi; Basidiomycota; Exobasidiomycetes; Ceraceosorales; Ceraceosoraceae. The record is from the annotation of a GenBank genome assembly.
AUGGGUGCAAUAGGAUCCUCCCCAAAUGCAGAGAUCAGCACUGAGGCUCCCUCCAUCCUGGGCGCGCAAACGCGCAUUCUUCCUCGUUCGGUGUCUCACAACCGCGCUGAAAGCGCUCAAAGUCGACCGGCUUCGGCUGCAGGGCCCUCCUCCGAAGCUGCACACCAGCCCUCAAGCAGCCUCAGACCGCUGCGCCUCGUUGCCAGCUCUAGCAACAUCUCACCCAAGCUCACUGCUACAGCAACGAAUGGAAGGGGCAACAUUGGGGCGUCUGCUGAUGCUGAUGCUGCCUCUGAUCUCCGUCGGCCAGCCUUCAAGCGCGAGAAAUCUGCAUCAGCUGCUAUGAUUCGUUCGAGAGCAGCUUCUCCAGCACCGAGUGCCGCCGAAUCAUGGACACAGGCAGGUGAUGCCGAGGGCGCAUACAUCCGCAAGACUUACGCACACUUUGACUCGCGCGGCGUCGAAGAUGACGGAUUUGUGGAAGGGCAAGAAUGGACGCGAGAGAGGGGUCAAGGGCAUGCGUGGGAACAGCCAGAUCUGGGCAGAAAGAGGAAUAUUUCUCGUGCACGAUCCGUGACACCUUCGGUAGUUGGAGCAAAGCUAAGGAUAGCGAGUAGCCAACUGCGCAGGGAUGUGGCUAGGUCAGUCCCUUCUUCGCCGUCGGUCGGACAUAGGAAUCUUGCGCUCUCUCCCGCCUUCGAAGGGUCCUCGUCUAGGCAGAUCUUGCCUGGUCGGCUUAGGCCUGGCCCAAAUGGCCCGGAUCGCUUAUCGCCUAUCCUCGCCGAAAGCUCACUAGAAUCCGAUAAUCCAAUGCACCGCGCUGCUAUCUCUCCACCACUUGCCUUCACGCAAGACAGGCCCUCGCUCGAUCCCAUUGUCACUGAUGGCGGCGGCGCAGGCCUCGGACUCGUCCACUCCACAGGCCUGUCGUCGGCAGUGGAGGAGCUUGCCCCUUCGCCUUCGGCGCCGACUCUCGACAUCAUCCCCCCGACACCAAAUCCAGCCUUGUCACCUACCCAGCCUCUUGACCAGAACGCUCAGCAGAGCGGUGCUUCCAGCACUCUUUCGCCGCGUGACUCCUCGCAUCUUGGCAGCUCGUCCACAGAGACCUGCUACACUACCGUCGAUCAUUUCUCCGACUCGUCCGGUGCUCGCCGGCCAGAUGACGAUGUAACGCGGCCUUUCAGCAGCGAAAGCAUCGUCAGCCUCGCACGCAGUGAAGAGAGCGGCUUGAGCGACUCUAGACGUCUGGGAGUGCUGCAAGGGCGCGUCUCAGGAACCGAGGAGCAAGACCUUGACUACGAGGGAGAGUCACACCAAGAGAGAGAGGCGCGGAUUGCUCGCGAGGAAGUCAUGAGCAGCAUAGAUCGUUAUGGGUUUUUCGCCAAGGAGUUGAAUGGCAGCUCAUCAAGGCCCCCAAGGACUACCAUCCUGCCCGCGCCUGCGUUUGCCAAGCUGCCUUUGAAGCGGAGAUCAGCUCUGAAAGCUGUCCAGAAGAAGCCUGCUCCUAAAGGAAGUCCGACAAUGGGCAGCGAAAAGUCACCCUCGCUGGUCGGAGCAUCUGGCUUUGCCAAGGGUGUCAAUGACGAUGCCAGCGCUAUCGAUAGAGUGCGCACACAUCGGACUGCGCUCGAAGAAGCGGUGAGAGCACGCGAAGCGUUGCGGGUCGAGAAAUGGCAGCGCAUGCUUCGAGUCGAUUCCAGAGAUGCAGGCGGCAACGUCAGCGGCUACAGACUUGCGUCGAAUCUCGUUCAGAGCAAGAAGUUACGGAGAAGGAUUUACAAGGGUGUGCCUGAUCGAUGGAGAUCCGCUGCUUGGUGGGCAUUAGUUUGCGACGGCCAUCACUCAAUCUUCGUGAAUUCGGAUGCGAGGCCUGUCGCAGCCGCUGCGAAAGCCAACCCAGUGACGGGACACGGCCGCCAUGAAAGCGAAAGGAGCAACACCGGCACAGUUGCCUCCACCUCUCCAGUAGGGACGGCCCGCAACCGGAGCGUUGCGAAUGGGUCUCUGGCAAGUGACGCUGAGCAUCGAUACGCAGAGUUGAUCAAGCAACCCAGCCCUCACGACGUCCAAAUCGAUCUGGACGUGCCUCGAACUAUCAGUGGUCAUGUUCUUUUCCACACGCGGUAUGGACAAGGUCAAAGAGGUCUAUUUCACGUCUUGCAUGCAUUCAGUCUGCAUUGCGAUGACUGCGCUUACUGUCAGGGAAUGGGCCCGAUCGCUGCAACGUUGCUGGUCUACUUGCCGCCGGAGAGGGCCUACGCAUGCCUGACCGCCAUGCACGAUGCGCGCGAGUACGGUCUGCACAAGACUUUCUCUCCUGGCUUUCCCGGGCUAGUGGAGAGUUUCUACGUCCAGGAGCAGUUGGCUCUAGCGUAUAUGCCUGACAUAGCGCGACAAUUGCUGGAGCAAGACAUCACGACGUCAAGCUACGCCACGCGCUGGUACAUUACGCUCUUCGCGAACGUCGUGCCCUUUCAGACGCAAAUUCGUCUUUGGGACGCCCUACUGUUGGACGGUGCAGACGUGCUCGUCAUCUUCAGUCUAGCGGUGCUGUGGGCGCUCAGAGAUCGCCUCAUUCAUCCCAAUGCGACGUUUGAGACCAUCCUGGGUGCUCUAGGCGCCGAGCUCUUGCCGGAGGACGAUGAUGCGCUCAUGAGGUGGGUGGAACAUUUCAGUGCCCGCGACGAUGUCAAGAAAAAGAUCGCGAAGGCGCACAAGGAGUGGCACGUCCGUGAACUUGCCGGUGACGCUCAUUUGACGUAG